This is a messenger RNA of Aspergillus melleus, 1396 nucleotides long. RefSeq names its product GPI anchored serine-rich protein. The transcript is spliced from 2 exons. The record is from RefSeq and is a predicted model, not a curated record. The coding region runs from base 224 to 949 and encodes 241 amino acids. NCBI's taxonomy places the organism in Eukaryota, Fungi, Ascomycota, Eurotiomycetes, Eurotiales, Aspergillaceae.
UCUCCCGGGCCAUACAAAGGCUCCAGGCUCUCCCUCCCUUCUCGACCUUUUGAUUCUAAUCCGUUCCUUCUUUUCUAUCAAGUCCCAACUUGUUUGAAGCAUAUCCAAACUUGACUUCGGUCAGCCACUCUUUUUUUCAACCCAACUAUUCACACUCUCUUUCUUAAUUUUAAACCAUUUAUAAACGGUUCUUUUUAAGACCAAAAAAUCCAAUACCAUCACAAUGCGUUUCACUGCUGCUUCCAUUGCUCUCUUCGCCGGCCUUGCCGUUGCUGCCCCCGAGGGUAUUCACACCGUCUACCAGACCGAGGACGUGACCAUCACCUCUUGCGCUCCCGAUGUCACCGACUGCCCUGGCCGUCAGCCCCAGACCUCCACCCCCGAGGGUGUUGAGCCCGUGACCACCCCUGCCGCUCCCCCCGUGGCCACCACUGAGGCUUCCGAGGUUCCCCAGCCCACCACCGAGGCUGAGGUUCCCUCCGUUGAGCCCACCACCGCUCCCGCUGGCGUCCCUACCCAGCCCAGCCAGCCCAGCCAGCCCGUCGUCCCCGGCGUCCCCGGCACCAGCAACCCCGUUGUGCCCCCCCCUGCUCCCUCCAGCAGCUCCCCCGUCAUCCCCGGCAACCCCGGCAACCCCGGUGUCCCUAGCGGCCCUGCUGGCGGCAGCACCACCUCCGUCGUGGCUGUCACCACCUGCGUGCCCACCGUCACCUACUCCACCAUCACCGUUCCCUCCGGUGUUGCUCCCACGGGCCAGGCCCCCAAGCCCUCCAACCCCGUCAUCCCCACCCCCGGUGCUCCCGGUAACGGUGUCGGCGUUGGCCCCAGCGGCAGCGCUACCCCCUCCACCUCCGCUCCUGGUGCUCUCUUCACCGGUGCUGCCAACACCGUCAGCAACUCCUUCGGCUUCGCCGGUGCUGCUGCCGCCGCCGCUUUCUUCCUGGCUUAAAUUUAUACCCUUCCUUGUGUAUAGUGGGAACCACCACCUCCGAGUCAAGUCAGUUCCAGGGUUAAAUUAGGAGGAAAGCUUUCAUUUUUCUUCCGGAUUAAUUUGAAGAAUUGGUUAUAUUCGGGGCGGGUGUUUUGUCAUUUAGAGAAACCUUUUUUUGUGGAUAUGUGUGUGUUGUCUGUGUGGGAUGCUGGAGGAAGAAGAGAGUAAUAUGACUUCCCCUUCUUGCGUCGAGAUUUUUUUUCAUUUUUUUGUGUCGCUGUUUUUCCCUUCUCGUCUAUAUAUCCUUUUUCAUAUUUCUUUUAUAUCUUUUGCUUUCUUGGUCCAUUGCUUCGGAGUUGGUUUUCCGUGAAGCACUUGGCUGGAUACGAUUUAAUGUAAACCAUGAAAUGCUUCUACCCUGGUUAAUUCGAUUCCGAGCAGUAAUUUUAUUUUUUUUAUCUUUUU